Molecule: messenger RNA, 864 nt
Organism: Dentiscutata heterogama
Lineage: Eukaryota; Fungi; Glomeromycota; Glomeromycetes; Diversisporales; Gigasporaceae
Source: the annotation of a GenBank genome assembly
AUGGGUAAUUGUCAUUCAAAUAAAAAGGCAUCUAACUUAUAUAGAGAUGACGAUGAUUCAAAUUUACCUUCUGGAACUAUUACUCCUCGAUUCUUUAAUAUGAGUCGAUCUAUACAAAGUAUUAACGAAACUUCAAAAAGUUCUUUUGAUACUGAUAUUUCGGAAGAGAAAAGACUUCAAUCGUUACAUGAUUAUAUGUCAAAUUUAUGGCAAUCUAAAUUCUUUUCUCCAAUGCAACAAAAAUUGGUUAGCGGUGCCGUUAAAGUUCUUGAUGUUGGUUGUGGAACUGGUGCUUGGAUCAUCGACAUGGCGAACAAAUACCCUCAUACAAAAUUUAUAGGUCUAGAUGUGUCUCCAACAUUUUCUAAUUCACCUCUCCCUUACAAUGUUGAAUUUGUACAAGCUGACCUGCUUAAGGGACUUCCAUUCGAUGAUAAUACGUUCGACUUUGUAUAUAUGAGUAACUUGGUUAGAUAUUUAUCGACAAAACAGUGGGAGGAUAUUGUAAUCAAAGAAUUGGUCAGAGUUUCAAAACCCUACGCAUUCAUAGAAGUAAUGGAAGGUGAUUUAACUUUACAUAACAAAGGCCCUGUCACUACUAAAUUACAUGAAGCUUUUCUCGCUUCUAUGCAUGCUAAAGGAAUUAGCCCAUUGAUCGAAACUAUCAUUACUAGAAUUUUUCAAACAAAUCCAUACUUGACAAAUUUUAAUGUGGAAACAAAAAUUGGCUACUUGAAUAUGUGGGACGGUUUACAGAACUUAGAAAAUGGGUUAAAAGUAUUCAAAAUGUUAAAAAAAUCAAAUCUAGAAUUCAUGUCUUCUACUCCAUCAGAAUACGAUGCUAUGCUUGAAAUUUUCACUUAA